GCACUUUGCAAUCAAAAACCAUCAAAGAACCCUAACCAUCUCCAGAAGAGAGAGACAGAGAGAGAGAGAGAGAAAAGGGAACUGAUUCGCCGGCCAUUUCUGCUUUUGCUGCAUCUUCAAUGGCUACCGGAAAGACCUACUUCGCCCGGCCUAACUACCGAUUCCUCUCGGGCGACCCCACCGCCGUCGGUCCCGCAGACUCCGCCUUCGAACUCGACGAGUCCGACCUCUACUUCUCGGCCUCCGCGAGGUCCGACUCUACCGAGUUCCGCAGGCCGGCUCGCCCGGGUAGGAAGACGUCCAGCAAGCACGGCGAUCUGAUCGACCGCCCCCGGGCAGCGGCGCCGUCCUCGCUGCCUGUCAACAUCCCGGACUGGUCGAAGAUCCUGAGGGAAGAGUUCAGGGACAGCGUCCGCCGUAGGGGAGACAGCCUGGACAACGUCUUCGACGAUGGCGAGGACGGCGACGAGGACGAGGAGGCCGGUGACAUUGGCUUCGGGAACAGGCUGCCGCCGCACGAGUUCCUGGCGAGGCAGAUGGCGAGGACGAGGAUUGGGUCGUUUUCCGUACACGAGGGGGUAGGCCGGACCUUGAAGGGAAGGGAUCUGAGCCGCGUCAGAAAUGCGGUUUGGGCCCGAACCGGGUUCGAGGACUAACGGAAGCCGUGAAACUGACAUCUCGUUUGCGCUCACGGCCGCUGCGGAUUUUUCAAAAUUUUUGCCCAUUUUUAGGAUUUUUCUAUAACAGAAAUGGGAGGACAUGUUCUUUUCUUUUCUUUUUUUUCUUUUGUGGUUUUUGGUGGGUGUCUCUCUCUGGUUUUUUUGUUGGAGGUGACUGUAAUCCUGACUUAGAAAUAGCGGAGGAAGUUUUUUUUUGUUUUUUUUUUUUUCUGGUUUGGAUUUUGUCCCGCUCAAUCAAUCAAUUUAAAUUCUGACUCAAUUUUCUUCCCCAA
Punica granatum (pomegranate) is the source of this 952-nucleotide messenger RNA. NCBI's taxonomy places the organism in Eukaryota, Viridiplantae, Streptophyta, Magnoliopsida, Myrtales, Lythraceae. The record is from RefSeq and is a predicted model, not a curated record.